AUGGCGCCACCUACACCACAUGUGACCGCUUUGCGGGAGCUGAUAGAGCAGAUGCCAUUUGUGAAAGGGGACCAGACAAUCGAAAACGCGGAGGCUCGCCUCCACCUUCGACAUGUCCAACAAUGCGUUUGGUGGGCUCUGAAGCAUAAGGCCAGCCUUACAAUCCUUGGCGGAGGUCACAGUGGCCAUUGUGUCGAGUUUAAUGUUGUCGCCGUCGACAUGGGCGCCUUUGGCCAAGUACACAUUCUCAAGCCUUCGGGAGAUGGAGAAGAAUCGGGUCCCGAAUCCGGUCCUUACGUCGUCGCCGAGGCUGGCUGUAAGACUGGGGACAUCGUCGGCAAGGCUAUGGCGGAAGGUUUGACAGUGCCCCUUGGGACCGGCCCAAGUGUUGGCGCGGGAUCCUGGCUUCAAGGCGGCAUCGGGCAUCUGGCUAGAUUGCGCGGGCUUGCGUGUGACGCUAUUGUCGGUGCAGUGCUGGUCAGAGUCGAUUCUGGUGAUGUCGUCUAUGUCGGUAGCGUGCCAAGCCAACACCGACCGGCCGGCGCAGUGCGCCCGGAAACUCACGAAGCCGAUCUCUUAUGGGCGAUAAAAGGGGCCGGGACCAACUUUGGGAUCGUGGUCAGCGUUACUUUCAAGGCCUACGCAGCCCCGACCUAUUUGCGCCGAAACUGGAUCUUCCCGCUAAAGGACGACAGUGAGGCGCAGCAUGGGCUUAGAGUUUUUGAUAAAUUCGCUCAGGGACUCCCACGGCAUAUCUCUGCGGAGGCAUAUCUGUAUUGGUACGCCGAUCAGCUGCACUUGGAAGUGACUAGUGUGGACGCGUCCGUGGCUGUGCCAGAGCCCAGACAUAUCAAACUUUGGGGCGUCGAAGACAAGUUCAAGUACCUCAACGGCGUCGAUUUACUCGACACUGGAAUGAGCAUGUCUAGGAUGCAUGGCGGCACCAAGACUUCGUCACUCAAACGAUGUUUCUUCUUGAAACGUACCAUCGGAGCAUCCCAAAUCGUCAGCAACAUCUUGGGGGCCCUUGAAACUCGUCCCUCACCAUUCUGCUAUAUCCAAAUUAUGCUAGGUGGUGAAGCGGUAGGCGACAUAGCGGCUAAUGCCACUGCUUUCGGCUGUCGAGACUGGACCUUUGCGUGCGUGGUUGCUGGUGUCUGGCCCCGCGACGAAGAUGGGACUGAAACCGCUCAAGCCGCCGUUCAAUGGGUUUACGACGUCGCUAAAGUCUUGUUACCCAAGAGUGAUGGCGUAUACAGUGCCGACCUUGGACCGGGCCACCGAGACGCCGCUUUAGCGACCAAGGCAUUUGGGCCAAACAUCUCUCGCCUGAGUCGUCUCAAACGCAACUUAGACCCUCACAAUGUGUUGGCUCACACCUGCCCGGUCCCGAAAGCACUGGCUAGACAGAAGCUUAUCAUGCUUGUUACAGGCGAAACCUACGCCGGAAAAGACCAUUGCGCUAGGAUUUGGGCUUCCUUUCUCACCACAUACACUGAGAAAAAGCUCACGACACGUGUGGUCAGCAUCAGCGACGCUACCAAACGAGAAUACGCAUCAACUACUGGUGCCGACCUAGAUCGCCUGCUCAAUGACCGCUCCUAUAAAGAGCAACACAGAGCAGCGUUGACGGCUUUUUUCGAGGACCAGGUGCGACAAAGACCUAAACUCCUAGAGGAGAAUUUUCUAGAUGUGGUGCGCGGCGCUGUAGAUGUCGAUGUGUUGCUAAUCACUGGAAUGAGAGACGAAGCGCCGGUCGCCAAGUAUUGGAGACUGGUGCCAGAGAGCAGACUAAUCGAGGUUCGCAUCGAAAUUGACGAAAACACACUAGUGAUACGCCGAGCCUGCGACGGGUUUGGUAUGGUUAGCAUCGACAACAAAGCCAACAAGGACGGCAGCGAUGACAGAUCGAGUUUGAAGCCCCUGAACUACCGGCCUGGUUUCGUCUUCGACAAUGACACGAAUGGAGACAGGGAGGCAACAAGAUUCGCUGAGAAAUACCUGCUUCCCUUCUUCGACGAAGACUUGCAGCGGCUGGCCGACAUGGUACCUCUGGUACCCGGCUUUCCAUGCCCGGAAUUCGGGUUCCACCACGUGUUAGACAUCGCCCAGCAGCCGGGUGGGUUGACCCUAUGCGUAGACCUACUAGAAACGCAUUUUACCAUGGAUGAAUUGGCCACAGUCGAUGCGGUGGCAUCUUGUGAGACUGGCGGCUUCAUCUUUGCAGCGGCAUUGGCCAAGACGUUCGAAUUGCCCUUAGUGCUAAUUCGCAAAGGUGGUAAGCUCCCACCACCCACCGUUUCCAACACGAGGCUCGCGUCGCACGUUUCGUCUUUGGUGACCGACGAUUCAGAAGUUGGGGAGUUUGAGAUGAACCGGUAUGUGGUUUCAAGAGGCACGUCAGUGUUGGUAGUGGAUGAUGUGCUUGCCAGUGGGCGCACGCUUUGUGCGAUGCUAGACUUGUUAGUUAAAUCUGGCGUUCGUAUUGAGGACGUCAGUGUUAUGAUCGUGGCUGAAUUCCCCGUUCACGGCGGCCGGGCCUUGUUAUGCAAGCGUGGCUUUGGUGGAGUCAUGAUUAGAAGCCUUUUGGUCUUUGGCGGUGCUUAGGGGAAACUGAUGUAGAAAUCCUGUAUGUGUGAUAGGAAUGGCUAGUGGUAGGAUGUGAUUCAGGCAUGAAAAUAUUCACUCUUUUCACAGAUAGUUAGAUAGAUUAGGUACCUAUCU
Molecule: messenger RNA, 2724 nt
Organism: Annulohypoxylon truncatum
Lineage: Eukaryota; Fungi; Ascomycota; Sordariomycetes; Xylariales; Hypoxylaceae
Exons: 2
Coding region: 1-2607 (868 amino acids)
Biological process (GO): cholesterol biosynthetic process
Cellular component (GO): cytoplasm
Molecular function (GO): phosphomevalonate kinase activity; FAD binding
Source: RefSeq, a predicted model, not a curated record